Molecule: messenger RNA, 1422 nt
Organism: Gongylonema pulchrum
Lineage: Eukaryota; Metazoa; Nematoda; Chromadorea; Rhabditida; Gongylonematidae
Source: the annotation of a GenBank genome assembly
AUUUCUUAUCUGGAUAUGAAAGAACUUCUUAUAUCCGGACUAAUUCCUCAUCGAGGCGAAAUCGAACUGGAAGCUACAUUUGAAAAGCGAUGGCUAAUUCUUGUAGCGUUUCAUAUUUUCAGUAAGUUUGAAAGGAAAUACGAGUGCCGACCGUUUUCGUGGUUUUGUAAUUCAACCAAUUUCAUACAAAGGACCGAAACAGGGAAGGAGGUAAUCUAUUGUCACUUAUUUUUUUUCUUUGUAGAUUUGACGCUUCAACAUAUCUAUGGCGGCAGUUUCCCACUCGUUUUAUUACAGUACCUUUGCUUAAAUACAGUCGGAAAGGCGUCCGUUGCUCAGUAUUCUGUUUGCAGAAUUGGACAGUUUCUGCGCCUGGAUGACAACGGGUCAUGGCAGCAAGAAUGUUUUCGUUUCAAAGAUUCCGUAACUCACUCACAUGACGAAAAAAAGAAAAACAUUAAGUUAUGGUGGAAGAACGAAUACAGCGACGAAGAUUAUGUGCAAUUCGUAGCAACUGUUGUGAAAGCGCAAAAGAUGUUUUGGGUCAAAGCGGUUAAGUCGGUACCAAUUCCGCCAUGUCGCUAUGAACGCAACGGCAUCCAGAACUAUUCACCGGAUCCAGUAACACCACCACCUCCGGUUCGUCCUUUUGUGGAAAGAAUUGACGUUCACGGGUACGAAUUUGGUCGCGAGCUGUAUCUCAGAGUGUCAGGCGGUGAGUUAUCAGUAAAUGGUGGAUCUGUGAGCGACUCACAUGGUUCCCAGCUUUUGCUCACAACCAGUCGUCAGGUGAAGCAGUUCAAAAUGGAAACAUUCCGAAUGUUCGAUGCACUGGAUAACAGCUUGCAGCACAAUCUCCUCGAAUACGUUCCGAACGAUGCAGACCGUAUACCAAAGCCCCAGAAAAUCCAAGACUUUUUCCGGGCUCUUGCUACUAUACCAUUCACCGCAUCGCCACAACAAAUAGCACCUGCUUUUAUUGGAAGGUUCACGCCGCCACGACAACCGCAACCUAUCCUGCCGGCAUCAACAGCAGAUGUAGUACCAGCGACACCACGGCAAACAGUUUCCGGAUUUCCACCACAACUUGUACCAUCCAUCCCUGCCACCGUAACAAAACCGUUACCACAAAUACUGCCACAAACAGUACCGAUGGCUUCACCCGUGCCAGAAAAUUUCCGCUUUACUGUUGAACAGAUGCGCGCACCAGUGAUUCCGCAAGCUAUACAACCGGUUCAUGAACGACAGCGUCUCACUCAAGUCAUCCCGGUAUCCAAUCUUGCUACCGUCCAGGCACCAACAAUAUCGAUGACAACUCAGCCUCGGCAUCAGCAGCAGCAGCCAGUUCAACCUGACUUUCGAGCACCGCCUCAGCCAUCAAACAUCGGUAAGCGCAUGCUUCUGGCAGAAAUCGCUUCUUAA